AUGAGUUGGCGGGCAGCCGUCGUUGUGUCGUCGGCGCUCGCCUUCGACGAGUUCCGCUGCCGGCUCCCGAACGGCCAGCGCCUCGAGGCGCUCGGGCACGUGUCGGCGGCCGGCGGCGGCGCGCGGAACAGCUUCGGCGACGACUUCGCGGCGGCGGGCUUCGCGUGGACGCCCUGGCUCUGCGAGGCGGACAGCGACGGCGACGGCCAGAGCAACGGCUUCGAGCUGGGCGACCCCUGCUGCUGCUGGGAGGCGGAGGCGGCCUGGGCCCUGCAGCAGGCGCCCUACUUCCCUCCCGAGGGCGGCGGCCCCCAGACGGGCCACGUCUACGCGUACUCCAAGCACAAGCUCGGCGAGCUCCCGCGGAAGCACGGCGUCAGCCUGCCCGGCGACGCGAGCUCCACGUCGCCCGCGAACGACGACGAGGACGGCGCCUGCGACUGCGCCGCGGUCCACGCGGCCGCGCGGCGCGCAUUAGCGGCGUCGUCCGACGAGAAGGCGCGGCGGAGCGGCGUCGUGCCCUUCGACGUCGCGACGGUGCCCCUCGUGAAUCUGGUCGCGGGCCUCUCGCGGCGCCUCUCGCUGGCCCUGGCUCUAGUUAUCGCCGCGUUCCUGCCCGCCUUCGACGCGUUCGGCUUCGUGCGCCGCGUCGGUUUCGCGGGCACGGUCCAGCUCUUCCUCGCGUCCGCGCUCUACAUCGACGUCACGGGCUUGUUGCUCCACCUCGUCCUCGACAACUCGAACAACGAGCGCUUUUCCCUGCUCGCCGGGGGCGUGCGGUCCUUCGUGAACCACCACGCGGAUCCCCAGAAGAUCGCGGCGACGCCGGGGCUGCACUACGCGUUCACGCACCUGCCCGUGGCCGCGGCCAUCGUCUGGGCGACGCUCAUCGCCAUCUACGCCGCGGCGUCGCGCGCGAAGACCUUCGACUCGGAGCGCUACGCGCCGACGGCCGUCUUCGUCUGCUUCGCGUCGCUCAACUCGGUGGUCAUGCAGUUCGCGCACCGCUGGAGCCACACGCCCGCGUUCGCCGUGCCCACGGUCGCGCGCGUCCUCGAGCGCGCGGGCCUGCUCAUCGCGCCCGCGAAGCACGCGCGCCACCACGUGCCGCCCCACGCGUCCAACUUCUCGAUCAUGAUGGGCUGGGCCGACAAGCUCGUGAACCCGUUCCUGCGCCUCGCGCCGGGCGGCCCCUGGAGCCCCGUCUGGCUCUACGUCUUCGUCGCCUGGCUCGUGUCGCCCGUCUUCCUCACGGACCCGAAGGUCUCGCGGCGGUUUCUAGCGGCGUGGCGCGCUCUGUGCCUCCGGUGCGCGCCCGACGCGGCGCGGGGCGCGUCGCGCGUCGCCGCGGGCCUCGUCGCCGCGGGCGCGCUCCACCACUACGGCCCCCGCGACGUCUUCGCGUGGCACCCGAUCGUCGCCUCCGCGGCCAUCUUCGGCCUCAUGGCCGACGGCCCGCGCCCGCGUCCCGACCGCCUCCUCGCGUACCGCGCCGCGGGCGCCGAGAAGACCGCCGCGCGGCGGACGCACGCGGCGCGCAUGGGCGGGUCCCUCGUCGCGAUGGCCGCGGCCGUCGCGGUCGCCGCGGCGCGCCGCGGCCGCCUCGGCGUGUCGCACCCGCUCAAGCGGCCGCUGACGAACCCGCACGCCGCGCUCGGGUACGCGGCCCUGGGCCUCAUGUCGCUCCAGGCCUGCUCGGGGCUCGCGCGGGUCGGCGUCCCCACGGGCGACGUUGCGAAGAUCGGCGCGCGGCGGCGGCCCGCGGUCCUCAAGACGCACGGCGCCGCGGGCCGCGGCAUCUGGGUCGUCGCGGCGGCCGCGUGCCUCACGGGCGCCGCGCACGUGGGCUCGUCGAGCCUGAUCCUCGACCUCGGGAUCUACUCGGGCACCGCGGCGGCCUUCGCGCGCACGCGCGCCGCGCCGGACGAAGCCGCGCUCUGGGACGACGAGGCCGGCGGCGCCCUCGCCGACGUGGACCUCGCGGACCUCGACGACGUCGACGCGCUCUACGACGCGCGGCGGCGCUGCGACGCGGCGCUCGUCUGCGCGGCGCGCGCGGGGCUGCGGCCCGCGGAGCUCUGCGUCGACGCGCCGUCGGAGGCCGUCGCGAUCCUGGCGCACGCGGCCGGCGUCCGCCGCUUCGCCGCGGACACGGUCGCGGCGGCCGCGGCGCUCGCGGCGGCGCUGCCCCGGGACGCCCGGUUCCUGGCGCGCGGCGCGCGGCGCCUGCCCCGGGACAAGGGCGCCAUCGGCGCCCUCGGCGACCGCCUCGUCUUCGAGGGCUACCGGCCGGGCGCGGGCGAGCCGGCGCGCGAGCGGCCGCGGACCAAGGUCUCGGCGUCGCGGCGGAAGUUCCUCGAGAAGCGCGACGCGGCGCGCGCCGAGGCCGCGCCGCGGUCGAAGCCGCGCCGGUCGCGGACCCUCGCGUCCGCGGCCGCGCUCGCGGCCGCGCUCGGCGGCGGCGGCGACCUCGACGGCGACCUCGGCGGCGACGAGCGGUCCGCCUUCGACGUCUGGCCCCUGCUGGCGCUCGACGACCCGGCCGUGGAGGCGUGGGUCGUCGAUGGGGGUCUGGAUGAGGAGUGGGAGACGAUCAAGCUGCCGCUUUAA
Molecule: messenger RNA, 2610 nt
Organism: Aureococcus anophagefferens
Lineage: Eukaryota; Pelagophyceae; Pelagomonadales; Pelagomonadaceae
Exons: 6
Coding region: 1-2610 (869 amino acids)
Source: RefSeq, a predicted model, not a curated record